Mya arenaria is the source of this 2556-nucleotide messenger RNA. RefSeq names its product proline-, glutamic acid- and leucine-rich protein 1-like. Bases 4 to 2499 code for a protein of 831 amino acids. NCBI's taxonomy places the organism in Eukaryota, Metazoa, Mollusca, Bivalvia, Myida, Myidae. The transcript has 16 exons. The record is from RefSeq and is a predicted model, not a curated record. Gene Ontology annotation, biological process: rRNA processing. Gene Ontology annotation, cellular component: nucleus.
AAUAUGGCUGCGUCCAUCGGCAACAUGUUUGAUGUUAUGUUAACUAAUUUAUUUCAAUCAUUUAAUACAACUGGAGAGACGUCUAGCCUUUCAUUCCGUGAAUUCCUUACACUUGUAAAAAGAAAUAAACAUUUCUCAUCAAAGACUGAGGAGAAUAGUUACCUGGUGAGCCAUGUCCAUCAGUGCCUGCAAGCAAGCAAACAAAGGUAUGAAGGUUUGCUGUUGUUGGAUGUAAUAAUACAGCAAUGUGGCACAGCUGUUUUCCACCAGUACGCUCUCACAUGGCUCAAACUUCUAACCAACAUUUUACAGGGUCAUUGUAUCAGCCAAGUAUACUCCAGCUGCUGCAAGGUUUUAGCAAGAGUAAUCUCCCAUUCUCCCUCUUUCUCUGACAUUGCAAGGGAGGUAACAAACUCUGGAAUACCACAAUUACUCCCCCUGCUGCUUGCUAGUUCUUCAGAGUGUCUGCCAGCAGCUUUAGGAUGUGUGAACACUUGUAUUGAGAAGUAUCCGGGACCAGUGGGUCCCUUCAAAACCAAGCUUCAAACUCUCCUAGUUAGGGAACUAGACCUUGGGAACGGCUUUAAGGAGUUGUCUCGAUGUUUUGCACUGUUAGCCCAGUGUGGUCCAGGGGGCACGCAUGGCAUUAAGCACACAGAAGCUUGGAGUGAACAGAUGGAUGGACUACUAGCAGGUCUACAUGCUUCGCUAGAUGGAUUGUAUGCUGAUUUGGAGAUUGAAACCAGUCAGCCGUAUCAAGGAAGGACCCUCAGUGGUCUAGGUGAUAUAGAUUUUAGUCAGCCUGACAGAGUUGCUGCCCUUGUUGCAAGAUGGAGAUCACUUACCUGUUGUCUUCAACACUUACUCAGAGAGGAGUUCCCGGCAGUGGUGAAGGUACCCACAGAGGACAUUCUGCAGCUCGUGUUGAGGUGUCUGUCUGUCAACAUCAUCAUGCUGAUGAGGCGUGAGACGAGUGAACGGUGUCUGUUAGCGGGCCACGUCCAGGAGUUACAUGUACAUGCCCUACAUGUCCUGCAGGCUCUCAUACAGUUAUGUAGGUGCAACCUCCUGCCCCAUGUCGGAGUGAUUAUUGGCGUGUUGACACAGGAGCUGACCUGGUCACAUACAGUGUGUGACGGACAGGAGAACAACUACAGCUACCUACGAGAGGCAGUUUACCAGACUUUGAAUGUAUGGAUGCAAACAUUGGAUGGCAGUUCAGGAGUUGAAUCAGGGGAAGCCACUCUCGUCAAAGAGAUUCUGCAUGAUUGUCUCCCUUUUACUGAUACUCUCAAGAUAAGUUCCACUUCUACUAGUGCCGACCAAGGGGUGCCUGCUAGCAGUAAGAAAGCCAAAAAGAGAAGAGGGUACCAGGAGAUAAGCCAGGGGAUCAGCUCCCAGAGGAAAAUACAGCCACUGGCAAAUGUUGGACUGGUCAGGGCUGCGUUAGAAACCCUACACUGGAUGUUAACAUCAAGUGGCAGCGAACUGUCACAAAAGUCUGCACAGUCUGUCCUGGACUUCACCAUCCGGACCCUACUUGCUCUCCAGCAGUCACCUGUUCCCCCUGCCCCGUAUGCCGACUUCCAUUGUAGGCGUGGCCUGUAUAGAGCCCUGGGGGCAUGUGUGAUCAUGCCCCACCCACAGCUACCCUCACCACUACAGUGUACCCUUGGGAUCUUCUCCGGGGGAUUGAGAGACAAACAUGUGGAGGUAUCCUCCUACUGCAUAGAAGCCAUGAGAAUGUGUGAAACAUUGAUACACCCAAGGGUCCCCUGCCUGAAUGGACCAGUUAUCUGUGGAACCCUCAUCAAUAUAGGGCUUGCUGCGAACACUGGGGACCGUGGAAAAGGGCUAAAUGGUGCUGGUUUGAAUGGUAGAGAGAUGGCUGUUAAUGACAAGGGAGAUAAUGUUCACAGUAGGAUGGAUCACAUUGUUGGCGAUCGAGAAAAUGCAAACAAAACUAAUGGAGUUGGGAGACUUAUGAUUGAACCAAUGAUCAGUAUAAAUAUCGAAGGACAAAAUGAGGGAGGGAAGAGGAAAAGAGAUGAAGAUGUUGGGGGCAGUGAUCCAUUGACUCCCUCUAAAAAACAGCAUACCCAGCUCAGUAAAAUGACUAAUGAUGUUGCUGUUGUAGAUAUAUCAGAUGAUGAUGAUGAUGAUAGUGAAGAUGAUAACGAAGAUUACACAGUGAUUGAAAAACAGAUGUCCGAAAGAAAUGUAACUGAUAAUCUGAAUGCUGAAAAAGUUUCAGAAACUGGAAUGACAAAGACACAACAUGCUGAGAAUGGGGAAUCAUUUGAAGUAAUUGAUGAUGAAGAAGUGGCAGGUUUGAGUACAGGUCUAGGAGUGGCAGUGGUAAAUGUGUCUAGUGAUGAUGAUGACAAGAGAGAGAAGGAGAAGGAGGAAGGGGAUGUGGAGAAAGAGAAGCAGGAGCCCACUGCUGACCUACGGAACAUGCUAGACUCAUUUGUAGACGUUGGCCCAGAUUCCGAGUAGACCAUAGUGUAUAUUGAAAUGAAAUAUAAACAAUAAUAAAUGGUUGAAAGGUGCAAA